Kwoniella botswanensis is the source of this 852-nucleotide messenger RNA. RefSeq lists its product as uncharacterized. Gene Ontology annotation, molecular function: protein-lysine N-methyltransferase activity. NCBI's taxonomy places the organism in Eukaryota, Fungi, Basidiomycota, Tremellomycetes, Tremellales, Cryptococcaceae. Gene Ontology annotation, biological process: peptidyl-lysine methylation. The coding region runs from base 1 to 852 and encodes 283 amino acids. The record is from RefSeq and is a predicted model, not a curated record. Gene Ontology annotation, cellular component: cytoplasm. The transcript has a single exon.
AUGGAUAAACCCCUUCCAGCCUCUCAAACGAAACAUCUGACCAAUCUCUCCCACCCACUUCCACCACCUCAUUCUAAUAUCUCAGUAAAUUUACGUCAAAUCUCCUCUUCUUCCGGUGGUGGGGGGACUGGAACGACGGGUACGACGGGUACGACAUUAUGGUUAUCUGCUCAGAUACUUUCUUUAUACCUUUCCUCGAUUCUGGGUACGAGCACCACAUCGAACAAUAAGAAUAACUGUAAUGGUGUUAGAAUUAACCGAGAUGAUGAUGAUCAGAAGAAGCAAAAAGUGGUCCUUGAAUUAGGUAGUGGGAUAGGAUACACUCCCCUUGUUCUAGCGAACCUGGGUUGGAAAGUGAUAUCAACAGAUAUAGAACCUGUUCUGAGUAAAGUGUUAAAACCUAACAUCGAAUAUAAUAAACGAAUCGUUGGGAAUGGAAUAGGUGAAAUAGAAGUGAAAGAAUUAGAUUGGCUAUAUUUUGAUCAAUCACAAAAUCAGAAUAAUAACGAUAUCCAAAUACCAGAUGAGAUGAAGUACUUGGGAAAAAUCGAUAUGAUCAUAAUGUCAGAUACAUUCUAUUCCCUCUCUUUGAUCCGACCAUUAUGGAAUACCCUCUUAUACAUCUCUCACUUAAAAGACGACGACAAACCACCAGUGAUUUAUAUAUCUUUGGAAAGACGUGAUUCACUUUUGAUCGAUCAUGCUUUAGAGACAGGUAAGAAGAUGGGAUUCGAUCUGAAGAAAGUGAACAAGAGUAGAUUAACUAAGGAGAUUCAGUCUUCUGGAUGGGGAUGGGAGGGAGAAGAUUGGGAUGGAGUUGAAAUUUGGAAAUGUCGUUGGAAGGGUAAAUAA